Molecule: messenger RNA, 4114 nt
Organism: Cololabis saira (Pacific saury)
Lineage: Eukaryota; Metazoa; Chordata; Actinopteri; Beloniformes; Belonidae
Gene: celf1
Product: cugbp, Elav-like family member 1
Exons: 16
Coding region: 125-1723 (532 amino acids)
Biological process (GO): regulation of alternative mRNA splicing, via spliceosome; mRNA splice site recognition
Cellular component (GO): cytoplasm; nucleus; ribonucleoprotein complex
Molecular function (GO): mRNA 3'-UTR binding
Source: RefSeq, a predicted model, not a curated record
ACCAGUCACUAGGGACUUACCAGCAAACUAAAAUCUGGACUUUACCAUUGACAUCCAGUUACUCACUGUUUCAGUUUAACUCCACUGUAUUAAAAAAGACAAAAAAUAAACAGAUUUUGCCAUAAUGGCAUCCUUUAAACUGGAUUUUCUCCCAGAGAUGAUGGUGGACCAUUGUUCUUUGAAUUCUAGCCCAGUAGGAAAAAAGAUGAAUGGAACCCUGGACCAUCCAGAUCAACCAGAUGUUGAUGCCAUUAAGAUGUUUGUGGGCCAGAUUCCACGGUCUUGGUCUGAAGAGCAGCUUCGUGAACUUUUUGAACCUUAUGGAGCAGUCUACGAGAUUAAUAUCCUCCGAGACCGUAGCCAAAAUCCGCCACAGAGUAAAGGACACCGGGGCCCCCAUCUGGAGCCAGGCCUGGAGAUGGGGCUCGCUGGCAAGGCAAGGCAAGGCUGCUGUUUUGUAACAUACUAUACUCGCAAAUCCGCCUUAGAAGCACAGAAUGCUCUGCACAACAUGAAGAUUCUGCCUGGGAUGCACCACCCAAUCCAGAUGAAGCCAGCUGAUAGUGAGAAAAACAAUGCUGUGGAGGACAGGAAGCUGUUUAUUGGAAUGAUCUCCAAGAAAUGCAGUGAGAACGACAUCCGAUUGAUGUUCUCACCAUAUGGACAGAUGGAAGAGUGCCGGAUACUUCGAGGUCCUGAUGGAUUCAGCCGUGGAUGUGCAUUUGUAACAUUCACGACUCGACAAAUGGCUCAGUUAGCCAUCAAGUCCAUGCACCAGUCCCAGACCAUGGAGGGCUGUUCAUCACCCAUUGUGGUAAAGUUUGCAGACACUCAGAAGGACAAGGAACAGAAGCGGCUGGCUCAACAGCUACAGAUGCAAAUGCAUCAACUCAGCGCUGCCUCUGUGUGGGGAAAUCUCACUGGAUUCAACAAUCUGGCACCACAGUACUUAGCGCUCUACUUACAACUGCUUCAGCAGUCAGCCACCACAGGAAAUGCACUCAACAAUAUGCAUCCAGUUUCAGGUCUUAAUACCAUGCAGAACCUGGCUGCUUUAGCAGCAGCAGCAACUGCUACACAGGGCGCACCUACAUGUUCCAGCGCCAUGACGACAUCUAGUAGCCCACUAAGUGCACAAACAAACUCAGCAGGUUCCCCUCCAAGCACCACCAGCACCUCCUCAGUGAACCCCAUAGCUUCUUUAGGGGCCCUUCAGUCUCUGGCUGCUAGUGCUGGAGCCAGCAUCAACAUGGGCUCCUUGGCAGGUAUGGCAGCAUUGAAUGGUAGCCUUGCUUCUGGAGGUCUGUCUAAUGGUUCCGGAAAUACAAUGGAAGCACUGAGCCAGGCCUACUCAGGUAUCCAGCAGUAUGCUGCAGCUGCCCUACCCAACUUAUACAACCAGAGCCUACUGUCCCAGCAGAAUGUCUCAGCUGCAGGCAGCCAAAAGGAAGGUCCAGAGGGUGCAAACUUGUUCAUUUACCACCUACCACAGGAGUUUGGAGACCAAGACCUGCUGCAGAUGUUUUUACCCUUUGGAAAUGUGAUCUCUGCAAAAGUCUUCAUUGACAAACAGACAAACCUCAGCAAGUGUUUUGGCUUUGUGAGCUACGACAACCCAGUGUCAUCGCAGGCAGCCAUCCAGUCAAUGAAUGGUUUUCAAAUCGGUAUGAAAAGGUUGAAGGUCCAAUUGAAGCGCUCAAAGAAUGACAGCAAGCCCUACUGAAGGGUAGAUGCACUUCCUAUCCUGGUCAUUUGAACUGUGUUUCCCUCUUAAGAGGUAAGAGAAACAAGUGACCAACGAGUCAAAAUGGAUUCAUUUUGCUGUGAUCUCUGCCUGUUUGCUGUUACGUAAUGAUGUGGCUUCAUAGUUCAUCGUCAAGUCUUUGUGCUCUGCACUGUUUGCGUUUGUUUUUGCAUUAUCCAGGAUUACUUUUUUUUUCUAUGCGUUAUGCUAUUAUUUAAUAAACAUUCAAUUUAGAGCCAGUUUAACAAAAGGCAUUUGAAGCAAAAAGGAACAUAUAUUUUUCUAGAGUUAACCAUCACUUGAUAUUAUACUUUUUGACAGGAGUCGGACCUUUCAGUCAAAAAUGAAAAAAAAAUCCUUCCAAUGCACCUUUCCUCACCUUUUUUUCUGCUGUGAGAAACAAGUUAUUUAUCUUUAUUUGUUGUUGUGUGUGAAUGCCGGUGUAUAUAUCUUAUUAAUGAAUAAAUGAUUGAAUAUAAACAAACAUAAUAAAUAAAGUAUUUCAAGUAAGCUAAUGAUAAUAUUUGUUGUUUUUUUUUAAUACUUUUCUGGACUGGAAAAUGGAUGAAACUUAAGCAAUAGAUUAACAAUUCCCAAUGUAAUGAAAUGAAAAGAAGGUAAAUUCCUGUAACAUUCAGUUUAUGUUUUAUUUUCUGUGUUCAGUGAAAAUCUUUUUGAGUUAACUUAUUUCUGCUGUGGUAUGAUGAGUUAAUAACAUUAUGAUCCUUUUGGUUUAACUGCUCUCUUAUGACUGUUUCCUUUCAGUCAGCAAAGUUCAACAGACUCAUUAAGUUCUACAAGAAGCUUUUGUCUUUUAUCUGAAGUCCAAUUUACACUUUAAGACUGCAUUUGUUUGUUUUAGAAAUGCGAAUUACAAAAGGAUUCCAUAAUUGUUUUUGUUCACGAUUGAGUGCUUCCGGUUUUGUUUUGUUUUUUAUAUUUUAACUUGAUCUGCCAUUAAUUACAAGAAUUGUAUUAAAUGUUUGAGUUUUGUUAAAAAGAAAAAUGUGUGCUGUUAUAGAAAUUAGUUUUAAAAUCUUUUUUUGUUUGUUUGCUUCUACACAGUGAAACAGAAACAAGAGUGGUAAUUCCACAAUUUUUGUCAGGGUUUGAAACUCCAGAAACCUAACAGACCCACUAUUACUGAAGCUGGAAUUUUUUUUGUGUUUUUUUUUUUAUAUAUUCAUGGACAAAUGAAAUGAACCCAUUUGUUUAAUGAUAUAUUUAUCUUGAGUGAAACUAAACUAAGCCAAUUGUUUCUACAGUUUCCUAUGUGGAUACAAAAAUUCAAUUGUAUUUUAAUAGAACCAUACAAACCUGUGUAAGUUGGCACCAAUUUUGGGAAAUGACACGUUUUAUUACAUGUAAAUUUUAUGUUCUUCUAAGGAGAAGAAAAGUGGCCCAAAGAAGGGAAACCGGUGAUCUGUUGACAAAUCACUGGUGUUCGGUGUUCACUCAUUCAUAUUAAGAGCAGGUUGACCUGUGUGGAAUGUAAAUAUUUCUAACUUUUGUGAACCUAAAUGCUAACUGUGGUAGACGGCUGUCACUGAGAUGUUUAGACUACAGUGGUCACCAACCCUGGUCCUCCAGAUCUACUGUCCUGCAGUUUUUAGAUGCACACCGUGAUACAAGGAGCUGUGUCCAGACCUUGAUGACAGGCUAAUGAGGACCGUUAAUUAGAAUCAGGUGUGCUGAGGCCCAAAAACAUCCAAAUCAUGCGGGACAGUAGAUCUUAAAGACCAGGGUUGGUGACCACUGGACUAUGAGGAAGCACAAAAAUGUUGCAAUUGAAUAUCAUUUAUUUAACUUAUAAAGAUUGUGGUACUCUGUUUACCUUUUGAGGUUACGCGACAGACAGGAAUCUGUCAUGUGAUCAGCUGAUCUCAGGUGUUGUAACUCAAAAUGCUGACUCAGAUGUUGUAUAUGUGACUGAUUUCAGAUAUACAACAUACAUUUGGACAUAAUAUUUAGUCCUGGUGCAGUUUGGGUGGCAGUGUGUGUUUUUUUUUUGUUCUUUUUUUAUAAAUAUGUAUUGUAUUUUGGAACCAAUAACACCCUCCAAACUGUCUGAAAUUGUUAAAAGGUGAAAACUCAACUAGACAGAUGCCCAUUCCUCUGUAUCACUGAACUGACUGCAUUUUUUGUAGCUGUUGAUGAGUAGUAGAUUGUAGUCUAAACAAAUAUUGCUAGUAGUUAACUGUAUUACUUUCAGCCAUUUAUAUAUUUAUUCAUUUUAUUUUGUUUAGAUAUGUUUCUCUAGCCUCUGGGUUGUUUUAAAAAAAAGUGUAGUGCUGUCCAGCUGUCAUUUCUUAAAUCAUUCUGUGUGAUCUCAGUGGCCUGGUUGGUUGUGUGCUUUCUGUAAAAAUAAAA